AUGCCCAAGAUAUCCAAGCAAAAACUUAAAGCACGUAAAGCAGGUCAAGCAUCAGCAAAUGCAUGGAGAGCUGCUCAACGUAAAAAUCAAAUUGAUGAUAUCAAUCAAAAGUUAAUACAAAUGGAUGAUAAAGAAUUGCAGUUGAUCCACCAAAGCAUUGUACAGUCGACUGAUAGUAAAUUGCAGUUAAUCCAUCAAAGUGUUGUACAAUCUGCUGAUAACCAAAGAACAAAGCAAACAAUGCUUCAAAAUUUGACUAAUAUGAUCAAACAACUGUCUAAUGAUCAAUUAAAAUCCAU
This is a messenger RNA of Racocetra persica, 299 nucleotides long. Lineage: Eukaryota; Fungi; Glomeromycota; Glomeromycetes; Diversisporales; Gigasporaceae. The record is from the annotation of a GenBank genome assembly.